AUGCGGUCUUUAUCCGUCCUGCCGGUGCUCUCGACACUUGCCCUACUUCUCAACUACUCGCUCCACACAGCCGCAACCCCGCUCGCAUUGGAAGCAAACGUUCUCGAAGGAAACAAGCUUGAAAAGCGCUGUGCAAACCCUUGUGGCUACAACGACUGGCUUUGCUGCGAGUCCGGUCAAACGUGCACUACCAACAGUGCCCAAGAGGCCGUCUGUGCAAACAGUGGUAGUGACAGCGGUGGAGGCUAUCAAUAUUACACGACCACCUACGUGCUCACCAAUACCGACCUAACAACGGUUACCUCUGUGUGGAGCAGCCAGAUUGCCACAUCUACAAGCACAGGAACGUGCAGAGUUGACCUUGGCGAGACAAAGUGCGGCUCGACUUGUUGUGAGGCCGCGCAAGAAUGUUCGGAGGGCCAAUGUGUCGCUGAGAGUUCCUCAGUUGCUGUGACUGCCACAGAAACAGGAGGAGGAGGAUCAGCAGCCACGCCGGGCCUCCGAGGGACGACAAGUGGAGCAACCACCGUAACAGCAACCUCAGCCCCAACCACCACGGAGGCAUUUACAGCACCGGUUGGAACGGACGGGGCAGAUUUGAUCGGAGUCCAAGCCAAAAGCAGCGGCGGACUGAGUGGUGGUGCUAUCGCAGGAAUUGUCAUCGGUAGUAUUGUCGGUGCGUUCUUGUUGCUACUCCUCUGUGCCUGCAUCUGCUUUAAGGGCGUUUUGGAGGGCCUGCUUGCAGCACUCGGCAUCGGCAAGAAGCGCCGCAGACAGGAUACAACUUAUAUCGAAGAGCGCCAUUCCCACCAUUCGCAUGGUAGUCGACCUCCUCCUCCUCCUGCCGAUCGACGGACAUGGUUCGGAACCAGACCAGCCGCGGGAGGCAGUGAGGUUAGCGAAAAGAAAGACUCUAAAUGGGGUCUCGGCACAAUUGCUAUCAUCCUCGGUGCUCUUGCUCUGUGCUUGGGAUUGAAGAGAAAGAGAGAGAGAGAGCACGAUGACGACAAGACCGAGUCCUCCUACCCAAGUUCAUACUAUUACUAUUCCGACUAUUACUCAGGAACAGGGAGUAGCCGAAGUUCCGACAGACGAACUAGGGAUACGCGACGGUCACGACGAUCGCGCACUCGCUCUGACCGUCGAUGA
Messenger RNA from Penicillium crustosum, 1149 nucleotides. RefSeq lists its product as uncharacterized. The record is from RefSeq and is a predicted model, not a curated record. Lineage: Eukaryota; Fungi; Ascomycota; Eurotiomycetes; Eurotiales; Aspergillaceae. Bases 1 to 1149 code for a protein of 382 amino acids. The transcript has 2 exons.